ACGAGCACGCGAGACGCCAUAUUGAGCGAAUGUUGAUUGAAUGUGGUUUAGGUGUUUACGCGGUUCCAAGUAAAACCCGUGGAAAACCGUAUCGAUUGCCGUGUGGCCCGGUUCGAGUGCUCGCGAACGAUCCACUUGGUGUACCAGUUGCACCACGCGGUGAUAGAAUGAGCGGCAGCGACGGUGAAGACGGUCAAUGCAAUAGGACGAGAGAAAGCAACGUAGUAGCGAUGGGUGACGUUCUCGCUAAGAAACACGCAGACGAUGUACCUUGCGAUACCCGCACCGUUGUAGACGACGAUCAAACGCGGCAGGAAGUAGAUCUGGCUGUCGAUUACGACAGCGACGCUGUCAGGUCGCCCGUCGUCGCGGACUUGGUUCCUGACGCGAAUAUGGCAAUAGACAUGAAUGCAGUAAAUGCUUUCAUAAAAGGUGCAAGAGAUCCUGGAUAUGUACAAAGAGAUACAUAUAAAGUAAGAAGAGAUCUCUGUAGGGAAGAAUUGCAAAAGUUCAUGAAAUUCCAAAAUUUAUGGACAGAAUUGCAACAAUACAUGCGUGCUUCUUUCAAUGCUGCCCUGGAAGCAUCUCAUAAUCCAGGAAGCUUGCAGUUGCAGCAAAAUGCACUUUCUAUGGAGAAUAUGCAUGAGAUUGUUCUACAACUGUGCAAUUGGGAUCCCUCACAGUUAUCUUCGAGGCUAGUGAGUCAGGCGCGAGAAUUUGUUGUAGAAGUAAAAGUUCGAUUGAUAGCUAUUCAACGUGAUCGUAGUGUAAAUAAUUUAGCAGAAACUUUUCUUACAGGUCUCUUAGAUGAUUAUGAUGCAUUGAUAUCAACAGCAUCUCAAAUAUCUGAAUUAGUAAAGCCUUUGAAGGGUUAUUUGUGCAAGCUCACAUGGGACUGUUUCAUUAAAAAGUUAUAUCAGAUCUAUGUAUACGAUGACCCGAUGUUACAGAAUAAUCUGUCUCCUUUUAUCGGACAGUUAAGGAAACUUUUGCCUUUGAAAGGCUCGAAGUACGAAGGUCUUGUACAUCGAUAUUUAGCGUUUGACGAUAAAAUGAUAAAAAUUAGGGAUCUGUGGCCAGACACUAAACCAUGGAUGGACAAAUACAACACACAUUUCAGUGCAGAACAAGCAGUUCAAAUGACCAGCCUUAGACAAAUAUGGAAUACUUGGGAAGUAUUUUCGGUAACUAGGAAAUUUAUGGAGGAACGUAUGUCCAACAAAUCGCUCGAUAGUGGGAAUGAAUUACAAGAAGUGGAUGGUCAAUUGUCAACGCUCGCAACGCAGGGGAAAGUUACUAUCUCUGAAAUGGAUAGUAGGCCAAUAAGUCCAACUCCGGACUUCAGUCUAGAUUCGCUGAAUAUACCAUCGACUGCCGAGAUGGUUCAAAUUCUCUUACAUGAUUGGAAUAAAGACCAACUUUAUAAAGUGGCAGAAACGGUGGAUGCGAUAUCUACGGCUAUUUAUGCGAACGGAGCUUAUAAAGAAGGAACUUAUAACGAAGGAGGGUGCUUAGAAGACAACACAAAGGAUGGGAAGUGUUGUGAAUUUCAUUCGUGUACAGGGUCUCCAGUGUCACCUAUUAUGAAUAAAAGCGACACAGAAAGUAUAGGAUUGCCAAUAGAAAAUCCAUUUUCACAACUCAUUAAUGGUUUUUUAGCUGUACCUGAAACCGCUGUACCGAAUAACCAUCCGAAACCUGUGUCUCCUACAACCGUAAAGAUAAAUUCAGAGCCAAGUAAACCUGCCGUCAAAUCUGGUUCUACGCAGUCUGCUCAAACACAGACGAGGCAUUCUACUACGCAGACGCCGAACACCGCUCACAAUCAUCCAACACAUCAGGGUACAACUCAUCCUCCACACACGCACGGACCUCUUCCGGACCUGGUUAAAAACACAACUCCCCCUCACAGAUCUCACACACACAACGCUCAUUCGUCGCAUGCAUGUCACAAACAGGCCAACGUUGAGCACAUCAAAAGAGUGUCGUGUAAUGACUUGAGUUCCGGGGACGGUGAUUGUUCCGAUUCCGGAAGCAGUCAGGAGGACUCGUGUUCGACCAGUAGUUCAGCACAAAGAGACUCGAGUAGACAUUGUGACUGUUGUUACUGUGAAGUAUUCGGACACGGAGUUCCUUCUGUAGCGCCGGUUAGUAGGAAUUACAAUGAAAUGAGGGAAAGGUUACGACAGUUGUUGACCAAGAAGAAAGCUAAAAAAUGUAAAGCUACGUGUAGUCCCUCAAAAAGUUCCUCGGAAUCGUCGACCAAUACAAAUCCGGAAACGAAAGCAGUGGCUAACACAGCACCAAGGUCUAAUACUCCAGUUUCCGCUGCCCUAACAGUUCAACAGGAUCAAAGGGAUCAGAGGGACUUGGAAGAAUUGUUGGAGUUCAUCGAAGGUAAUCAGAAUGGGAAAAAGGAUAAUAAUAAAAAAGCGGAGAAGAAGGCCAGACAAAAGCAGAGGAAGGUAGAAGAAAAAUUAAAAAGAGAUAGGCAAGAGGCAGAAAGACAAAAACUGAUAGAAUUACAGAAAAAAACGCCAGAAGUGACGAUCACAGUAGUAGAUCCACAGAAACCCGUUCCUCAGAGAUUAUUACCUCAGUGUAAUCUUCCCGAAGUAUCUAUUUUACCCACGUCACCGCCAGUAGCGUUGCCGAGUGUAAAGCAAUUAAGUAAUAAAAAGAAAGACAAGCAGGAAGUUUGUAGCAAUAGUAGCAACACUAGUAGCAGUAGCUGUAGCAGCAGUAGUAGUAGUAGUACCAUUAGUAUAAAUAGCAAAACGAAGGUUUCACCUGUGAAUACGAAUGCGAAGAACAAAAGUAUUAAUUCGAAUAAAGCGGAGAAGACUGUGGCCGCUGGCCAGACAAACAAGACGACCGGCAAACCUGACAAAGCCGAAAUUAUUAAUAAGAAUAACAAGGUGUUGACAAGUACCAACGGUACGAAUGUGAAAAGUAACCAGAACAUUACAGAGAAGUCACUGGCGAUGGACUUGAACGAGAAGAAAUUGACGAAAAAAGAGAGAAAGAAACAGAAGAAAGAGUUGAAGAAACUGGAAGAGACGAAGGCGAAAGAGGUGAAGAAACCGGUUCAGGCCGAGAGUCAGCCUCAGAUGGUCACUAUAAAAAGGGUCAUGGAGUCGAACAGCGCGGAACCAACGGUCACGAUCACAUUGAAAGGUCAAACGCCAGCCGAGGACAAGGUAUUGUUCACCCUGGUGAACGGCCAGACCAAGGAGGUCUCCCUUCCCAAGUUGGAGAACGAACAGAACCAGAACAUCAGUGGGAAAAAGAAGAAAACCAAAGCCAAUAAUAACAACAAUAACAGUACUAACAGUAAUAACAACUCGUUGCAACAGGGGAAUAAGACUCAACAAACAAAUAACUCGAAACAACAGUCGCAAAAUAAAAUUGGUGAUAACAAGAACGUUAAGCAAGGAAACAGCGACAAGACUAAAGGGAAGGACGAGAAGAAGGUGCAACAGCAAAGUAUAACAGAGACAAAAAAGUCAAAGAAGGAUAAAAAGAACACUGAAAACAAAGAGAAUGUUUUGCAGCAGAAUACAGUGAACAAGAAUAAAAAUCAACAGCAAAAUGUGCCUAAUAAGAAACAGAAUAAAAUAAACACUCCACCCCAGACGCCAGUCUCCCAGAAGUCCUCGAAUCUCAGUAAUGAAAACAAUAAGAAAUCGAAAGGUCAAGAGCAAGACAAAGGCAGCCAAUUGAAUUCCAAUAAGAACAAUAAAAAUGCUAGUAGUAAUGCAGCAUGUAAGCAAAUGAAAAAUGAUAAUCAGAAGAUACAGUGUAAGAUACCCUCACAGGCCACAAUGAAGCAGCGCUCAGAGAUUCAACCUGCUUCCACGGAACGAGUUAACUCGCCUUUGAGUAGCCAGUUCAAGGACAUCAGUGCGAAUUCGAUGAUCAACAUAGAAAACUUGAAAUUACCGCCUGGCAUUACGAUAACGAAGGUGGAUGCUCCUGCCAAGCCAUUGCCGAUAAAGUCAGCUCCGUUGCCCAAACCUGUGAAUCCUCCUAAACAGACUACCAUAAUCGCGGCUCCAAUGAGUAGCGUUCAGUCCAGUUACUCGAGCCCUCAGGCAGGUGGUAACGUGAUCGUAGUUGAUACCGGGAAACUGAAACAAGACCUUCUCCCUAAGCCUACAGAAAAAGAGGUAUCUAAGGAGACACAGCAAAAUGUAAGCACUACAGGGAAAAAAAAGAAAAAGAAGAACAAAAAUGCAGCUAACUCCGCCAACAGCAAUAAUCAAACAAUAGCGCAGAACAACGAUUCUUUUGUCAACGAGCAUACCGAUGAACCAGCCAGAAUACUGCACAACCCUAACACGAAUAUGGUGACCAUAAGGAACCCAGCAUUUGGUCCGAUGAAAGUCCCACCGACUCAGCAAGCAGCUAUCAUAAAAGUGUCUGAAAACGGCAUGGUGACCAUUAGGAGUCCAGCGCUGCAACAGGCGAUCAACGCAGGGCUCACGUCUCCUCCAAAACCUGAUUACAUAGUGAAGGGUGAUCUGUCGUCCAGGACAUCGACCGAUGGUCCAAACCUGAAACAUACUAACGGUAUUAUCCCGUCUAGUCUGGCCGAACUGAGAAGUAGGCUGACCCCAGACUGCACAACCCUCAGCGAUCUGGCUAACAUCCAGAUCAGUAAAGUGACCAACGGUCAGCCGAUACCAGAGAACGGGAUCAAUCUGAAGGGAACCAGCGUGACUCUGACGAAGGUGAGAACAGAGACGAGCAUAAAGGAUGUACAGAGCGCGAAAACGGCGGUCCGGGAAGCCAUAAAUGCGUCGAUAGCGGCGUCAAGUAACGGGAAGAGCAAGAAAAAGAAAAAACGCGGAACCGGCACGAGGCAAUGCGGCGAUGACUGGAACCUCGUUGAGAGCGUAUUCACGCCCAAAGAUAUAGACCUCGAGGAUGGGGAGAUGGACGACGCUGAACGCGAAUUGGAGGCAUUCAAGAGGUUUUGCCUGCAAUCGGUGCCACCCCCGCGCAAGGAGAAGGUCAACCUAAACAUCAAGGACAUCGUGCUGAAGAAGAAAUCGUCGUCGUCGUCGUCGUCGUCCGCGGCGGCUGCCGCCGUCAUCGCCGCUAAUUAAUUUCACAGCGAUAAUGACUCUAGAGGCCCUCAAGUUCGCGUGCGGUGUUGGCUCGGUGCGGAAUUAAUGGGAGUUUCCAUUGUGAGGGGGCGCCUGAGCUUAAAACCUCCUGAAAAGUACGCUUUUUCUACGGACAGACAAUAAUACAUGAUUUUAAUCGGAAUUGUCUGGCGGUUUUAUUUUUGAGCAUUAAUGAGCGUUACCCUGAGCAAUCCCCUUGACUCCGCGUGGUGGUGAAUAGGCUAAUUUGGGGAAUCCGCUAUGCGAGGAUCCCCAUGGCUAACAGGGAAUCUCUGGUUGCCAUUUGUAGAGCGAUAAAUACUACUACCAAUUAUGUAGAUGUGUACACAGGUGGUUGAUAUUAAAUGUAUGCUAUUGCAAAUAGCCGAAAUUUGUAUCUAGAUAGAAGUUCCAGGCGAAUGGAAGGUCACUUAACAAGUUGGCAGCUGUUGAUAUAGACCUACGUUAUUUUAAAGUCUAUAGUUGAUGACUCAUUUUAAUAUUCUCAAUUUGUAAAUGCAAAAAUGUUAUAACCUUUACAAAAUUGUGUGCUGCUAAAAUGUUAAUUAUCUUCCACGUGAGCAAAGAUGUAAAAUAAUUGAUAAGGUACACAACUGCCAAAAUUGCUAUGCCAUUUUUUAAGCAAGAUCUCUAUUUAUUACUGGAUAAUAAAAAUUUACCACCUGCAAAAUUAAUUAUUGGUAAAACAUUGUCGCUCGACAAAGUCUCAUUGAAAGAUUCGUUAUGCCAACAGCCUGACCCCUCGAAGCGUAUUACAUACACGCGUGUCCCGUAAAUUUUCCAAGAAUAUAAAGCGGAUAAGACAUGCGAUAAUUGUGAUAAUACUCGGAAUCUCUGGUGGUAAUAAGAAAAUUCUGUUAUUUUUGCAUCGAGCCAACCACCGUCAAACGAUAAAUGUAAUACUGCCACGGCCGAUGCGAAUGAACACGCAAUCGACUGGGAACGUGGUCCGUUUCCGGUUCUCGACGAUUUUGUCGCGGUGGCUCCUGUGCUAAUUACGAUGAUCGUUUGCGAAAAGAAAGGAAAAUGGAAUAAUCGACGAAGAUCAGCAGGCAGCCGCUGCGGUGUACGACGUUCGUAAAAAUCGUCAACGAGGGAGACGAACGUCGUUAUUUGUCGUCGUGUCGUUGUCGUGUCGGCGCCUAGUCGACUUCAUAUUUUUAAUAUAGUAGACGAGCGUGUAACAAUUAAUAGAAAUUCUUCCUUUGCGGAGAGACAAAUUAAAAAAACAAGACACCUUGGGUACAAUGUACGACGGGUGGGGUGACGCGUUUGUUCUCGAGAUACAGACGAGCCGUAGGUAUAUAUAUAUAUAUAUAUUAUAUUAUAAAUAAAAAAAGAACAGAAAAGUGUAUGUAUGUAUAUGUAUAUCUAUAAAUAUAGUAGGAACGAAUUCUCCUGUCGAUAGGCUGAUUUGUUUUAAUCGGCCUUCGAUUUGAUCGCGAGGAAGAUCGCGGAAUCGUGACAUCGCGUCACACCACGACGUUUCCUCGAACUACUUCGCGAUACUUAAUCAAGGAUAGUAUCGGUAAUUAAGCGAAACCCCACCACUGAUGUAUCGGCGUCGUGUCGACUACGAUCGCGAUCUAGGGGGUUUCAAAGAUCAUUUCAUGGAUCGACUUUUGUCCGAUACACAACACCACUGACACACGUACACGGAGACACUUUCUCUCUUUUUUUUCAAUAAAAGCAAAUAUGCAUUUUUACCGAA
Molecule: messenger RNA, 6843 nt
Organism: Megalopta genalis
Lineage: Eukaryota; Metazoa; Arthropoda; Insecta; Hymenoptera; Halictidae
Source: RefSeq, a predicted model, not a curated record